UACCUAAUCCUGGAUACCUGUCUCGCGAGACUCCGCGAGGUGUUAAGUUGAAGAAACAUGGCGACGUCUAAUUUGUUAAAGAACAAGGGGUCCUUGCAGUUUGAGGACAAGUGGGACCUGAUGCGACCCAUUGUCCUCAAGCUGCUCAGACAGGAGGCCGUCACCAAGCAACAGUGGUUCGACUUGUUCUCAGACGUCCAUGCCGUCUGUCUUUGGGACGAUAAAGGUCCAGCCAAAAUUCACCAAGCCCUGAAAGAAGACAUCCUUGACUUUAUCAAACAAGCACAAGCUCGUGUGCUGAGCCAUCAGGAUGACACCGCUCUGCUGAAAGCUUACAUUGUGGAGUGGAGGAAGUUCUUCACUCAGUGCGACAUCCUGCCUAAACCCUUCUGCCAGCUGGAAAUCACGCUGAUGGGGAAGCAAGGCAGCAACAAGAAAACAAACAUGGAGGACAGCAUCGUUCGGAAGCUGAUGCUGGACACGUGGAACGAAUCGAUCUUCUCCAACAUCAAGAGUCGCCUGCAAGACAGCGCCAUGAAGCUUGUGCACGCCGAGAGGCUGGGCGAGGCCUUCGACUCGCAGCUCGUCAUAGGCGUCAGAGAGUCGUACGUUAACCUUUGUUCGAAUCCAGAGGACAAGCUGCAGAUCUACAGGGAUAACUUCGAAAAGGCUUAUCUGGACUCCACAGAGAGGUUUUACAGAACCCAGGCUCCAUCCUACCUGCAACAGAACGGCGUCCAGAACUACAUGAAAUAUGCAGAUGCAAAGCUGAGAGAAGAGGAGAAGCGAGCCCUUCGGUAUCUGGAGACGCGGCGUGAAUGUAACUCUGUUCAAGCACUGAUGGAAUGUUGUGUCAACGCUCUGGUGACGUCCUUCAAAGAAACCAUCCUUGCUGAAUGUCCAGGAAUGAUCAAACGCAACGAAACCGACAGGCUGCACUUGAUGUUUUCACUCAUGGACAAAGUUCCCAACGGCACUGAACCCAUGCUGAAAGACCUGGAGGAGCACAUCGUCAACGCUGGACUGGCAGACAUGGUGGCAGCUGCUGAGACCAUCACUACAGACUCUGAGAAGUAUGUGGAGCAGCUGCUGACUUUGUUCAACCGCUUCAGUAAGCUGGUCAAAGAAGCUUUCCAGGACGAUCCUCGCUUCCUCACAGCAAGAGAUAAGGCUUACAAAGCCGUCGUCAACGACGCCACGAUCUUUAAACUGGAGUUACCCAUGAAACAGAAAGGUGUUGGUAUGAAGACUCAACCGGAGUCGAAGUGUCCUGAGCUGCUGGCUAACUACUGUGACAUGCUCCUGAGGAAAACUCCCCUCAGCAAGAAACUUACCUCAGAGGAAAUCGAGCUCAAACUCAAGGAAGUGUUGUUGGUUUUAAAGUACGUCCAGAACAAAGAUGUGUUCAUGCGUUAUCACAAAGCUCACCUGACCCGGCGGCUGAUCCUGGACAUCUCUGCAGACAGUGAGAUUGAAGAGAACAUGGUGGAAUGGCUCAGAGAAGUGGGAAUGCCUGCUGAUUACGUAAACAAGCUGGCCCGGAUGUUCCAGGACAUCAAGGUUUCAGAAGACCUCAAUCAGGUCUUCAAAGAGAUGCACAAACACAACAAGCUGGCACUGCCAGCGGACAGUGUAAAUAUUAAAAUCCUGAAUGCUGGUGCCUGGUCUCGCAGCAGCGAGAAGGUUUUUGUUUCCCUUCCAACGGAACUAGAAGACCUCAUCCCAGAGGUGGAGGACUUCUAUAAGAGGAAUCACAGCGGUCGCAAACUCCACUGGCAUCACCUCAUGUCCAACGGCAUUAUCACGUUUAAGAACGAGGUGGGACAGUAUGACCUGGAGGUCACCACGUUCCAGCUGGCAGUGCUGUUUGCAUGGAACCAGAGGCCGAGGGAGAAGAUCAGCUUUGAAAACCUCAAACUAGCAACCGAGCUGCCUGACGCAGAGCUGCGACGAACGCUCUGGUCUCUAGUUGCUUUUCCCAAACUGAAGAGGCAAGUUUUGUCUUAUGACCCCCCGGUUAGCUCACCCAAAGAUUUUACGGACGGCACGCUCUUCUACGUCAACCAGGAGUUUUCACUCAUCAAAAACUCCAAAGUCCAGAAGCGUGGGAAGAUCAAUCUGAUUGGACGGCUGCAGCUAACCACAGAGCGGAUGAGAGAAGAAGAAAAUGAAGGCAUCGUUCAGCUCAGAAUACUCAGAACUCAGGAGGCCAUUAUCCAAAUCAUGAAGAUGAGGAAGCGCAUCAGCAAUGCCCAGCUGCAGACAGAGCUGGUAGAGAUCCUGAAAAACAUGUUUCUCCCUCAGAAGAAGAUGAUAAAGGAGCAGAUCGAGUGGCUCAUCGAACACAAAUAUAUAAAAAGGGAUGAGGCAGACAUUAACACUUUCAUCUACAUGGCCUAGGCAGCGAAGAAAAAGCACAUUCUUGCUGUUUUUUUUAACCGCUGGCCUGCACGUGGCGCUUUAAAAUCCUACAAAAGGAUCUGGAUGAGUCUGACGAACAGAUAGAGGGCUAAUAAUAUAAUGGGAGGUUGCUGAAGGACAAGGUUUAGCCUUUUCAACAAACGUCUGGGUAUUAUUUCUGUUUGUAAGGCUCCAGUGUGUCAUUUUAAGAUGUAGCGUUGAGUCACCGGGCUGUGUUUUUGUCUUUGCUGCCCUCUAGUGUCCAAUCAGAGGACAGGCAUGACAAUGUGUGCUGUCGGCCAGCAGCUUACAAGAAAUACUAAAUAGCAAAGUGGUUAAAUACUUCCUGCCUUACUUUCAUCAACAACGACUUGCAGAUUAGAGGGAGGUGAAGUAUGGAGCGAAUUUGGACGAAUGUCACCCGCUGAUGUGAUUCCUCUGUGGUCACAUGACAGCGUGGCUGCGUUUCGCUUCCCUCCUCCUCCUCAUCCAGUGGGUUUCUUUUGGACGGGGAACGCAAAAAGGCGGGAAGUGAAAAAGGGCGGCGAGGCGGAGCGGACACGAAGAGACUAGUUUAAACUACCGAGGAGUAUUUUGCCAAAUUGUGUGCGAGUGUGUUGAGCGCAUGGUGUGUAUCUGGUCUUUUAUAUGCGUGUAUGUGUGUGCACUUCCAAAAAGCAUGCUGCUCUAUGAUUUUUUUGGUGUGAAUCUAUACACUUUGUGUCUGAAAAGGUUGAGAAAUAAUUCAGUCACCAAUGAAACGCCGUUGUUUUUGUUUUCCUUCGAUCACCUGCGUCUGCAGGUGCAGAUUAUCAGGAGGUGAACGUGUAUCUGUCUGUGGUCUGUGUUGGACAAUUGUCAUUCUACAAACUAUUUAUUUGUGACAAUCCAUGCCACAAACAUUCUGAUAAUUAAAAAAAAACAUGCCUUCUUAAGUCAUUGAAAGAGGAAACGGUGAAACUUGUGUUUAGAAAACCUUUUUGUGUGUCUGUAAAUAGAAUCCCUGCAGUCCCGACUGCAAGUGCUUCGACGGUAACAGCACUUUUGUUUGUGCCACGGAUUUGUAGAAUCAGUUUAAAUCUUUCCAGAUAUCAUUUUGCACCAAAAUAGAAAUCUUCAAAUGGCUUCAGUGCUCCAAAGGGCUUUGAGUUCCCCGGGCUCACUUUGAGCUCGUUUUUCUGCAGAUGAGCUGCAUCUCAGCUGAGCUGAGAUUAAUUUUAAAUAGCUUAUCUGACUUUAGCUGUGGAGGUAAAUAAGGCAACACUUAAAAAAAUGAAUGCAAGCACUCCUGCAUCGACAUUUCCACAAGUCAAAAAUGUUCUAGAACUGUCCAAAGGCUUGUGGUCUGGACUGCACAGACACUAAAUGCUGCUUAUUGUUGUUUUUUUUCUCCCUCAUUUUGGAAAACUCAAAGGCUGUCUUCACACAGUUUGAGCUAUUUUGAUGUUCAUAUAGCCCUAAUACUGUGUGUCAGUUACCCUCUUUUUGUCUGCAUAAAUUCGCAGAUCCAACACAUAAAGGUCACUUUUGGAAUGUG
This is a messenger RNA of Oryzias latipes (Japanese medaka), 3937 nucleotides long. RefSeq names its product cullin-5. Gene Ontology annotation, molecular function: ubiquitin protein ligase binding. The record is from RefSeq and is a predicted model, not a curated record. Lineage: Eukaryota; Metazoa; Chordata; Actinopteri; Beloniformes; Adrianichthyidae. Gene Ontology annotation, biological process: ubiquitin-dependent protein catabolic process. Gene Ontology annotation, cellular component: cullin-RING ubiquitin ligase complex.